Messenger RNA from Ostrea edulis (European flat oyster), 2691 nucleotides. RefSeq names its product protein N-terminal asparagine amidohydrolase-like. Gene Ontology annotation, cellular component: nucleus. Lineage: Eukaryota; Metazoa; Mollusca; Bivalvia; Ostreida; Ostreidae. The coding region runs from base 1390 to 2316 and encodes 308 amino acids. The record is from RefSeq and is a predicted model, not a curated record. Gene Ontology annotation, molecular function: protein-N-terminal asparagine amidohydrolase activity. The transcript has 13 exons. Gene Ontology annotation, biological process: ubiquitin-dependent protein catabolic process.
AACAAAAAUGUAAUCAAAGUUAUGUAGCAUUAUGAAAGGAGCAUGUUGAUAGAUGUUACCUGUGACCUGCCUGUUGUUCGAUCAGUUGAUGAUGUUGCAACCAGUUGCAGCUCAGUUUCAUCAGAAAGAUGAUUACAAGUACAUUAUAAGUGUACUAGUGUAUAUAACAUUAUAACAGUAUAAUUCACAUAGGUAUAUGUACAUGUAGAUAUAUGUUAAGACCCAAACACCUGUGUAAUUUUAUAUGUAAACAGAGAUAAACAACUGUCUCAGGAGUAAGUUUACCGCGUUGUCCACUAUAAACAAAAUUGUGAAAACUUUUGAUUGUUUAAUUGAUGUGAAUAUAAGAUAUAAGGCCUAUAGAUCUACAUGCAUGUAUUUUUUAAGAGUGUGUAUAGGGCUGAAAUUCGCCUCCAUCCUAAUGCUGAAAAACAGGUGUUUUCCCCAAAAUUUACAUAUAAAAAUUCCUAAUUGAUGAUAAAAAGAAAAAUAAGAAAAGAAAAAAGGUCAAAAAUCAAAAGUUUUUCAUUUUUUGUGAAAUAAUUAAAUCAUCACUUGUGAUACUUCUCGUAUUUAUGUAAGUGUUCAUAUAUGAGCUUUAUUACAAUCUGUAUUCAAUAACUCUGUCAAAGUGCAUGACCAAAACAAUUAAUGCUAAUCAUCCUAAAGUUAGAUAAGAGCUAGGAUAGUAAAAACAAGAACCUUAUAUUUCUAUAUUUCAACACUAAAAGAUAGAUCUUCCAGUGAGGAAUCCAUAUCCCCUGACCAACCUGACAGGUGAAAAAUCAACAAAAGACAGACCAACCCGACAGGUGAAAAAUCAAAAGACUGACCAACCUGACAGGUGAAAAAUCAACAAAAGACUGACCAACUCGACAGGUGAAAAGUCAACAAAAGACUGACCAACCCGACAGGUGAAAAAUCAACAAAAGACUGACCAACUCGACAGGUGAAAAGUCAACAAAAGACUGACCAACCCGACAGGUGAAAAAUCAACAGGAGACUGAGUGCGAGAUUAAACAGGGGAUGCUUACUCCUCCUAGGUUUUUCUUAAGGUCUUGAUUUCAAGGGCCUGGGCCUUUCCAAUUGGGAAAAAUAGCGACAUUUGCUUGAAAUUGGGAAAAAAGUAGGGAGAAGACCAAUCCAGAGUGCAUUAUAAGAUAGGGGGAGCUGUUACAGAUAGGGGAACCUGGGGCUUUUUUAAUUGAUCAGAAAACACGACCAGAGGAGCCCUGUCUACCUGUGUAACUGUUUGGCAGUCUGUCAAGUGAAAACGUAUUGUCACCAGCAAUUGCUGUGGACAUUUAAAACAUCGACCACAGAUAAACGUAAAGGAACGGAAGGAUUUACUGGCAGUUUACAGUGACUUAUUCCAUUCUCUUGACAGCCAUGCCUUUAAUGGUAGAAGGUAAACACAUGGGGGUACCCCCGAAGUCCGUGGAGGAAUUCCUGGAACGGUACCCUCACUACAAGGAAACAUCAAAGAAUCUCUUGGAACAGAAAUGCCGAUCUAUCGUUCCAAUUGGCCUGCUGUAUGUUGGACAGAGAGAGAUGGCAGCCACCACCCCAGACGACGAGAGAAUACAGAUGGUCGGAACGGAGGAUGCCACCACAUGUCACAUUGCCAUUCUGAGACACACAGGGUCUGGGGCAGUGUGCAUGUGUCACUUUGAUUCCUGUGGAAUUGAAACUGGGUGUAAAAAGAUGUUGGGACUUGUUAAAGAUUUAUCCAAAGACAAAUUACCUGGCAGGAUAGAGCUCCAUUUGGCCGGGGGUUUCCGAGAUGAUAAGCGGAUGUCAGAAGAGCUGUCAAUCAAACUUUUAACGACAUUUAACAAUUUACCGGAGGAGAUCCACUUACAGACUGCGUGCAUUACAGAUAUAAAUAAUAUGAAGAAGGGCACGACCAACUUUCCAGUGAUUUACGGUCUAGUGAUACACCUCAACAGUGGAGAAAUCCAGAGGGCGACAUUUCUAGACCGAGGUCCAGAUCAACCAAUCAGAUCAGCCCGUCAUUUCACGGGGAGUGAAGAGAUAAUCAACAUUUAUGACCACAAGAAGGGAAUGCUUUCCAUUGGUCCAUUUAACUACAGUACUAUGGACGAAAUAGAUCUUCUGUGUCGACUGCCAGAUCAGUUCAUACGAGAGCACCUGUCCACGUCACCAGAGCAGGAGCCUGCGCACUUUGAAGAUGCUGUUCGGGCAGCCUUGGUCCAGAUCAGGGACCAUCCGGAACCCCUCAGAACAGUGUUCAAAGAUGGCCAACCGCGACAGUACAAAAUUGAAUCCAAUGGCUCAUGGACGCGGUGUAACUGAUAUCUAUCAAGGAUGACCUGUAGAGCAGAAUGAUGCAGCUAUUAGAACAACACAAAUAAUUAAAAGAAUUAGAAUAUACUUUGCAUUAAACUUUUAAGUGGAGAAGUUCAAAGAUUUAAACUCUUAAUGGACUGUGAUAUGUGAUAAUGUACAUAGAAUGUGUUAUUUAUUAGCUUGUCUCAGUGCUAUAUACAUCCCUCUUUGUUAAUUUAUUGAUAAUCACCGUUCACGUGUGGUAUCGGUGUAGUUAAUGCCUCGUUUGCUCAGGAGCUUCUAGGUGAACUGAUCUGAACUAGCCGUUUGUAGUCAAACAGAAGUAGAUUUGUUACCUUAUCAUUCCAUGUAUUUUUGAUAUUAAAGCUUUAAAAAUCAGAA